AUGUCGUCAAUUGCCAGAGUUGUUCGCCCAGCGGCAUUUCGGAGGAGCCAGGCUGCCGCCUUUGCCGCUCUGUCCGCCUCGAGAAGGAGAUGUGUUGCUUCGGCCGUCCCUAGCAUGCAGCGUGUCGCCCGUACCUUCUCCAGCAGCCCCGCCCGCCACUUCGACCUCCAUGACAUGACACCAACGCCCAUCACGCACCUUUCCGAGACCGAGGCGGCAAUGCAAGAGGCGGUUUCCAAGUUCGCCAAUGACGUCGUUCUCCCUAAGGUGCGCGAUAUGGACGAGGCCGAGACGAUGGAUCCCUCGAUUGUCGAGCAGCUGUUCGAGCAGGGUCUGAUGGGUGUCGAAAUUCCCGAGGAGUAUGGCGGUGCUGGGAUGAACUUUACUUCUGCCAUCGUUGGGAUCGAGGAGCUGGCGCGUGUCGACCCUUCCGUCUCCGUCCUGGUCGACGUCCAUAACACUCUUGUCAACACGGCCAUCAUCAAGUGGGGCUCUGCUGAGCUCAAGAAGCGGUUCCUCCCGCGCUUGGCUACCGAGACUGUCGGAUCCUUUUGUCUGAGCGAGCCUGUGAGCGGGUCGGACGCGUUUGCGCUCGCGACCAAGGCUACUGAGACGAGCGAUGGGUUCAAGAUUUCGGGGAGCAAGAUGUGGAUUACCAACUCGAUGGAGGCAGACUUCUUUAUUGUAUUUGCAAACCUAAACCCUGCCAAGGGCUACAAGGGUAUCACGGCUUUCGUGGUAGAGAAGGGCACCAAGGGCUUCAGCAUCGCCAAGAAGGAGAAGAAGCUGGGCAUCCGAGCAAGCAGCACCUGCGUGAUAAACUUUGAUGACGUCGAGAUCCCCAAGGAGAACUUGCUGGGUGAGAGGGGUGACGGUUACAAGUAUGCCAUAGGACUGCUGAACGAGGGAAGGAUAGGUAUCGCUGCGCAGAUGACUGGCCUUGCUUUGGGUGCUUGGGAAAAUGCGGCCAGGUACUGCUGGAACGAUCGCAAGCAGUUCGGCCAGCUGAUUGGCGAGUUCCAGGGCAUGCAGCACCAAAUGGCGCAGUCGUAUGUGGAGAUUGCUGCGGCGCGGGCGCUGGUGUACAACGCUUCACGCAAGAAGGAGGCCGGCGAGGACUUUGUUCGCGACGCCGCAAUGGCCAAGUUGUACGCGUCUCAGGUUGCAGGUCGCGUCAGCGGCCUGGCUGUCGAAUGGAUGGGCGGUAUGGGUUUCGUGCGUGAGGGACUGGCCGAGAAGUUCUUCCGUGACAGCAAAAUCGGCGCCAUCUACGAGGGAACGAGCAAUAUCCAGCUCAACACUAUUGCAAAGUCCUUGCAGAAGGAGUACACCUCGUAG
Pyricularia pennisetigena is the source of this 1338-nucleotide messenger RNA. RefSeq lists its product as uncharacterized. Gene Ontology annotation, molecular function: acyl-CoA dehydrogenase activity; flavin adenine dinucleotide binding. The transcript is spliced from 3 exons. Gene Ontology annotation, cellular component: mitochondrion. The record is from RefSeq and is a predicted model, not a curated record. The coding region runs from base 1 to 1338 and encodes 445 amino acids. Lineage: Eukaryota; Fungi; Ascomycota; Sordariomycetes; Magnaporthales; Pyriculariaceae.